AUAUAUUUGAUGACCGAUUUUGCUUGAUGGAUAGACGCAACCUCUCUUUCGUUGAAUCUCUUCGUUCAGAGGGAAUUGCUCAUGCCAGCUCUCACUUACCUGCUACUGGCCGCCAUUGGCGCGUCGUCCGUUCACUCUCUACCAUCCAAACAGACCUGUAAUGCUCCUGUGACGGCGUCCUCCUUCUCUUCCACGUCUUUGGAUGUUGUCAUCGUAGGUGGUGGAACUGCCGGUCUUGUCCUUGCCUCUCGUCUUUCGGAGAGCAAGAAGCUACAAGUCGGCGUGAUAGAGGCGGGUGAUGAUCGCGUCAACGAUCCUCUCAUCGACGUUCCUAAUGAUGCGAACCUCCUUGGCUACGAGGGUGCUCUAUUCGGCAACUCGACUUAUGAUUGGAAGUAUACAAGUGUUCCGCAGCGAGGUCUAGACGGCAGGGUUCUGUCGUAUCCUAGCGGCAAAGUCCUCGGUGGUUCAUCAGCUAUUAACGGUAUUACGAUUCAGCGUGGAUCUCGCGAAGACUAUGAUGCAUGGGGAAACGCGUUCGGAAACGGACAAGAGUGGACUUAUGAUGCCCUACUCCCCUACUUCAAACGCUACGAACACUGGCACGCACCUACUCUGUCAGCCACAGGUGACCUGAACUCAGACGAGUUGAGCGCAGUUCAUGGUACCGACGGCCCCAUAUCGCUAAGCUAUAACAACUGGCUUCCUGACGUCGACAUCCCGCUCACCCAAGCAGGAAUCGCUCUCGGUCUGGGACCCACCCAGAACCCUGACGGAGGCGACGACUCAUUCUUCCCUAAUUUCGGCGCGGCGCAUGGCUUCGAUCCCGUUUCGGGAAACCGCAGCUAUGCGGCCAGUGGGUACUACGGCCAGACCGAAAGGUGCCGCUCUAAUCUGCAUCUGUUGACUGGUGCCCUCGUGACCCGUAUUAUCUGGGACAACACGACGGCUACGAAGGCAGUUGGUGUAGAAUAUGCUGUUGGGAACGAUAAGUUUACAGUGAAGACACAAAAGGAAGUCAUACUUUCAGCUGGUGCUCUUAGAUCGCCGCAGAUCCUAGAGCUAAGCGGAGUCGGUAACAAGACACUGUUGGAGAGCCUCAACAUCUCAGUCGUCCUUGAUAUCCCUCAAGUGGGAGAGAACCUUGUGGAGCAGACCAUCGCAGCAACGGACUUCUUGGUUCGUGAUGGCGUAGUCACGCUUGACGCCCUCGGUAACAAUGCCACCCUCCUAGCUGAACAACAGAACCUUUACCGAACGAACAAGACUGGAGCGUUUACCUACCUUUUACAUGUCAAUGCUCCUACUCCUAUUCGCUCAGUCGUUCCUGAGGAGGAGUUCACGGCUAUGCGCGCAGUCCUUGAUGAUUACCUCGCAUCUGAGGCUCUCACUCCACUCCAGACCGUGCAAUAUAAUAUCGUGAAGCAAUUGAUCGACGAGGGUAAGGUUGCUACUACCUCCUUGUUGUUAGUCCCAAGUGGUGGCCUGGUCAGCACUCCUGCAGCGGGCCAAGGUUAUAUAUCAGUGGUUUCGACUCCAGGGCACCCUUUCUCCCGCGGAACUGUGCACAUCAAUACCACAGACCCAGUUGCAUACCCUCUCAUGGACUCUGCAUUCCUCACAAAUCCUUGGGAUGUUCAGGCUACUAUCCGCGUUAUGCAGUUUGUUCGCCGAUGGGUCUCGGCCGCGGAUGUGAUAGAGUCGCCUGGUACACCUCCGCCGGAAGCAGAUUCCUGGAGUGACGAUCAGUGGACUGCAUACGUGAAAAGUGUUCUCGGGACGGCCCAUCACCCAGUUGGAACCACAGCUAUGGCAUCACAAGAGCUCGGAGGUGUCGUCGAUCCCCGAUUCAAAGUAUACGGUCUUCAAAAUGUCCGCGUCGUUGAUGCUGGAGUGUUUCCCAUGCCUGUUGGCGUAGCACCGAUGUCUACUGUGUACAUGCUAGCCGAGAAGGCGGCCGAUACUAUCAAGAGCGAUUUGAAGGCUAACUAAAUUAGAAUGCAGGACUUCAACCGUUCUUUUGCUAGCACACCUGUGUCAGACGUUCUUUACCAGAUUACUUACGCCUUACUAUUUAGCCGUGAUCUUUUCAUCAGAUUUAAUUUUUAUCACUUGCAUUAGGUAUCCACCGUCUAUAGAUUAUUCACCACAUAUUAUCGAAUAUCUAUUAGGUUUUAAAUUUU
Messenger RNA from Desarmillaria tabescens, 2183 nucleotides. RefSeq names its product alcohol oxidase. Bases 82 to 1992 code for a protein of 636 amino acids. The record is from RefSeq and is a predicted model, not a curated record. Lineage: Eukaryota; Fungi; Basidiomycota; Agaricomycetes; Agaricales; Physalacriaceae. Gene Ontology annotation, molecular function: flavin adenine dinucleotide binding; oxidoreductase activity, acting on CH-OH group of donors. The transcript is spliced from 11 exons.